This is a messenger RNA of Cryptomeria japonica (Japanese cedar), 523 nucleotides long. Its product is annotated as large ribosomal subunit protein eL39. Gene Ontology annotation, molecular function: structural constituent of ribosome. The coding region runs from base 157 to 312 and encodes 51 amino acids. The transcript has 3 exons. The record is from RefSeq and is a predicted model, not a curated record. Gene Ontology annotation, cellular component: cytosolic large ribosomal subunit; ribosome. NCBI's taxonomy places the organism in Eukaryota, Viridiplantae, Streptophyta, Pinopsida, Cupressales, Cupressaceae. Gene Ontology annotation, biological process: translation.
UUUAGGGUUUACGCGGAUUCGAAUUCAAAAUAAACUACAAUUUUACCUCAACCUCAUCUCUAUUUUUAAUGUUAGGGUUUCUGUGCGGUUCAUUGAAGACAAUCGAGCAAGCGAGACGGAGCGGCAGAAGGUGGAGAGCAAGGAGGAAGACAAAAAAUGCCGUCCCACAAGACUUUCAUCAUCAAGAAGAAGUUAGCGAAGAAGAUGAGGCAAAACAGGCCUAUUCCUCAUUGGAUCAGGAUGAGGACUGAUAACACUAUAAGGUACAAUGCAAAGCGCAGGCACUGGCGAAGAACAAAGCUUGGUCUGUGAUGCAUGUGCCAUUAUAGUGCCAAAGUCGUAACUAUUGGGGAUUCUUAUACCUUGGCUAUAUUGUGUUCAUGUUAUUGUUUUAAGAGCUGAGUGAUUUGGUUGAUUCUAGUUUGAGCUUGUUGUAAAGCUUAAAAUGAGAUUUUGAUUCCAUACUCUACUUUGUACUGUUUUUUAACCCAAUUAAUCAUCAAGAUUUUUAAGUUCAAAUUAA